This is a messenger RNA of Phymastichus coffea, 1786 nucleotides long. RefSeq lists its product as uncharacterized. NCBI's taxonomy places the organism in Eukaryota, Metazoa, Arthropoda, Insecta, Hymenoptera, Eulophidae. The record is from RefSeq and is a predicted model, not a curated record. The transcript is spliced from 3 exons. Gene Ontology annotation, cellular component: nucleus. Bases 69 to 1196 code for a protein of 375 amino acids. Gene Ontology annotation, molecular function: DNA binding.
CCGACGCACGUGAUCGACAGCGGCAGUCGCCUGCUUCUGACUUUCUCUACGAAUAUCUCUGCGGAAACAUGGUUCGUAAUUACGUAAGAAAAACGAAUCACAACACAUACGACAUAAAGACAAUAAUAAGUGCAUUGAAAACACUGAAAAAAACAAAAAAAUCAAUUACACAAGUAGCGAAGGACUACAACAUGAAAAUGUCAGCACUAAGUUAUCAUUGGAGAAGGCACAAUAAAGAAAAUAUCGACAUAGAGGAAAAUGUAAUGAAAAAACGUUACACCCUACGAGUGUUUUCUAACGCACAAGAAGAGGAAUUAUUAUCGUACGUAAUUAUGUGUGCGGAAGUGCAUUUGACAGUGGCUGCACGGUGGAUCCGCCAAUUAGCUUACGAAUUGGCCGUCGAAAGGAAAAUAGUGCUACCGCCGAAUUGGGAGAAGCACAAAAUAGCCGGAAAAGAUUGGUUUUUAAAUUUCAAAGACAGGCAUGCGAAGGCACUAGUUCAACUUAUCCCUGACACUCUGAUCCUCGAGCAAAUAAUGGGGACUCACAGAAACAAGGGGCUUUUCUUCAAAAAGAAUUACAAUCGAGUCUUGGCCAAGUACAAAUUUCAGCCAAAAGAUGUGUACGUACUAGAGCAAUGUAAAUUACAUGAGCCUGGCGCAUCGAUGCUGGCUGAGACGAAACGAGACGACAAGUCAAGUAAAAAGCAAGACGCUCCAAAAAGUUCCCCAUCGAAAGGUAAAUCGCUAGUCACUUUCGUCGGGACAGUUUCAGCAAUUGGCCAAUCGAUACCGCCAUUCUACAUUUUUUCGUACACCCGCUAUCAGAAGCACCAGCUGCUUCAAGAUGCUCCCCAGGGAAGCAAAGCCAAGUCGCAUCCGAGUGGUAUAAUGACAAAGAAAAUAUUUCUCGAUUAUCUGAGACACUUUGUCGAGUUUGUCAAAAGCAACGAUGACACGCCAGUAUUACUUUUAAUAGAUGACAAUCGAUAUCACAUUUCUUUGGCGAAUCUCAAAUAUGCCAAGCAACAUGGAAUAGUGAUAUUGACCUUUCCUCGGAGCACCACGAAUAAAGUUCAACUUCUCGAGCAGUGCAUGUGUCCGCCCACGGAGACUGGAAUCGCUGACGUGACAAUGAACGGGGAAUCUGAGAUUGAUGCGCAAAUGCCAAGCGUUUCGAAGUGCGAUUUAGUAUAGCACUCAUAGACGACUUAUCACGUUCUACUAAGUAAAUUUCUCAAUUCUUUACUUAAAUUGCUUGAUUGAUGAAAUUCGUCAAAAACGCGAUAAAUAUUUAACAAGCGUUUACGACGCAAGGUUCACUUAUAAUUUUAUUUCAAACGGUUUUUACAAAAUAGUUCUAAUGAAAACGCUAUUCAUCGAAAUCAUUUUCAUGCGGUUCUUUUGAUUUUAUUCUUUUAUAUGACAUCAAAUGCAUUUUUGCACUGCAAGAUUGUUAUUUACAAGCAUUAGAAUCAUUAUAUAUGAAAAAAUGCAACAAAUUGUACACAAUUAUAUAUUUUUUAUGUAAAACGUUCCAAGUCUAUAAAUUAAACAAACAUGCAUUAACAAUAACGAUAACAUAGUUUUUAAAAAGUCUAAGCUUGUGUUUUUAGUACAAAUAAGAUAUACUAGAGAUAUAUCAUAUUGUUUUAUUUUUCAUAAUAGGUGCUCUGAUCUCUAUAGUAAAUGUACGUACAUAUCAGAUGGUGAUUGUCAUAUUUAUUGUUAAUUUUACAUGUAAGCUGUGUGAGGAAGCUGGAAUAAAUAAAAUUUUAUAAUUUUUG